This is a messenger RNA of Chrysoperla carnea, 443 nucleotides long. Its product is annotated as coenzyme Q-binding protein COQ10 homolog B, mitochondrial-like. The record is from RefSeq and is a predicted model, not a curated record. The coding region runs from base 60 to 443 and encodes 127 amino acids. The transcript is spliced from 2 exons. Gene Ontology annotation, molecular function: ubiquinone binding. Gene Ontology annotation, biological process: cellular respiration; ubiquinone biosynthetic process. NCBI's taxonomy places the organism in Eukaryota, Metazoa, Arthropoda, Insecta, Neuroptera, Chrysopidae. Gene Ontology annotation, cellular component: mitochondrion.
UAAACAAAAAUCAACUUAUUCAAGCUCGGAGUAUUACUUUCAAUUUCCAGUCUAUUAAAAUGAAAAAUUAUCAGAAAAAGUUGUUAGUUGGGUAUACAAGAGAUCAAAUGUUUAAUAUGAUAUCAGAUAUUGAAGCUUACGAAAACUUCGUACCUUUCUGUAAUAAAUUAGAGAUAAUAAGCCGGAAUGACAAGAAAAUUAAAGCAAACAUCUUUAUUGGAUUUAAACCAAUUGUAGAAAAAUAUUUGUCGACUGUAGAAUUAUCCGCACCAGAAUACAUACGAACCGUGGGUAAAAGUAAUAGCGAAAUAGUAGAUCACUUAGAAACCUUGUGGAUAUUUUCAAAUGGACCUAUUAAUGUUAAAAAUUCAUGUAUUACCGAAUUUUCUAUAUCAUUCUGUUUUAAAACGUUUUUAUUCAGUAUUAGCGGAUCCAAUUUUUAA